AUGGUCUGCGAGGCCUACUGUCAACAAUGUGACGGCCCAGUGUGCAUCAAGUGUAUUCUUGGCAACCAUAAAGGUCGUGAUGGUGUAGACUUAUCUAAUAUAGUAGCAAACAAAAAAGAAGAAAUUGAAAAAGAUACAGCGGAAAUUGAAACUGUUAUUAUUCCAAAGUGUCAGAAAAGUGAGAAUGAGGCUAAAGUUAGAGCCUCUAAUUGCAUUGCUAGAUUUGAGGAGUUAGAACAGGAAAUGGAAAAGCAUAGGAUAUUAUGGCAUAAAGAGGUUGACACCAUAUUCAACAAACUUUGCUCUCUGAUUAAAUCCAUGAGGGAUGACAAUAUGAAUGCUCUAGAAACACAUCAGACUAACCUCAAAUUUUUGAUUCCAGAUAUGAAGAAAACAGUCGAGCAGAACAAAGAUAUGUUGAGCAAUGAUAGAUUUUCCGAAGUCAUAAACUACAAAUCAAAAAUAAUUGUAUUCAGAAACAUACAUGCUGAUAUCCAUUUUGAAAUUCAAUCACUGAACGCAAACACAGUCCACGGCAGUGAACAUAAAAUAAAGCUAAAAGAAUAUGUGGCUUCAUUAACACAGACACAUUCUAAUCGAACAGAUUUAUUUGCAACAGAGUCGUUCGACAGAGUUAUAGCCACAAUUCCAACUAAAGUUGAAUCUCUACUCAGGGUGGUCUGUUUAGGAGCAGAAAAAGCUUGGGUCAGUGGGAAAGACACAACCAUAAAAUGUGUUGACAUACAGGGGUCUGUACAGGACUCUGUAAAGACUACCUUUAUGGAAAGGCCUACUGACAUCACACUGACAAGACAAGGAGAUCUGAUAUACAAUGAUUAUAAAAAUAGAACUCUGAAUAUUGUCAGACAUGGGAGAACAGAAGUAUUGAUCACUACACAAGAGGACUGGAAACCAAGGGGGCUUUGCUCUACCAGAUCAGGAAACAUAUUGAAAGGUAAAUUUAAACUGCUUUUGUCAGAAAACACCAAUGGAGACAUUUGUGCCUCUGAUCCUAACGCUAACAUCGUGACUGUAUUGGACAAGUUAGGAAGAGUGCGAUUCCGAUAUGACGGUACACCUGCCAGAAUGAAGGAGGCAUUUUAUCCUAGCCAGACUGUGACAUAUUCCAUGAAUCAGAUUAUUGUAGCAGAUUACAACAAUGGCUGUCUACACAUUCUUGAUGAAAAUGGACAGUUCCUUAGAUGUGUUUAUACUUGUGAACUAAAUAGUCCCUAUGGAUUGAGUGUCGACAGUGAGGGAAGGUUGUGGGUUGGAUUAUGUUAUUCAAGAGCAGUAAAAGUGAUACAGUACAUGAAAGAACCCUGCAAGUGUUUUGUGUGGGCUUUAGAUUAUGACCAUAUACCCCCUUAA
Molecule: messenger RNA, 1371 nt
Organism: Saccostrea echinata
Lineage: Eukaryota; Metazoa; Mollusca; Bivalvia; Ostreida; Ostreidae
Exons: 2
Coding region: 1-1371 (456 amino acids)
Biological process (GO): negative regulation of translation; protein polyubiquitination; proteasome-mediated ubiquitin-dependent protein catabolic process
Molecular function (GO): translation repressor activity; ubiquitin protein ligase activity
Source: RefSeq, a predicted model, not a curated record